Messenger RNA from Dothidotthia symphoricarpi CBS 119687, 833 nucleotides. RefSeq lists its product as uncharacterized. Bases 162 to 695 code for a protein of 177 amino acids. The transcript has a single exon. Gene Ontology annotation, molecular function: structural constituent of ribosome. NCBI's taxonomy places the organism in Eukaryota, Fungi, Ascomycota, Dothideomycetes, Pleosporales, Dothidotthiaceae. Gene Ontology annotation, cellular component: ribosome; mitochondrial large ribosomal subunit. Gene Ontology annotation, biological process: translation. The record is from RefSeq and is a predicted model, not a curated record.
GCACAAGGCAAAGGAAGCGCAGCGGUUGGCUGAGAAGCUGGUCACACUGGGAAAGAAGAACACAGAAGCGUCGCGGCGGAGAGCGCAGCAAAUAUUCUUCGUAGGGCAUUCCCUCGCCUCUGCGCCAGCAGCAUACUGAUGGUUGCCAGGAACCGAACGAGAUGGUUCCCAAGCUCUUCGGGCCCAUAAGAGAGCGCUAUGCGAGCCGGCCAGGCGGCUACACCCGUGUUCUCCGCAUCGAGCCCAUGAAGGAAGACCAGGCAGAAUCCGCCCUCCUCGAAUUCGUCGACGGCCCGAAAGACAUGCGCUUUGCCUUGACUGCGAAGAUACUAGCAAACCGGGAACCACGCCAGGAACCGAGCAAUGCAGAAGCACGCAAUAUCAAUAAAGCCAUAAGAUUCCGCGAAGACGGUGUAAAUGAACUACGGGACAUGAUCAAGCGGAUGAGGAUCGAGAAGCAGGAUGGCCUCGACGACAGGGCACUUGCCGCACCCAGAACAGUGUAUCCCACAGAAUGGCUCAGGAGGGAGAUGCAAUACAAAGAGGAGGUUGGCUUUUACGAACACCCCAAUAAGACCCCAACGUGGAUCAAGGAGCAGAAGGUGGAGGCAAAGAAGCCUACGAAAGCCCGCAUAACGGAAAAUGAGAUAACAAGGGCCGAGGUUGCGAAGGGGGUGGCACCAGCACCGGUGUAAGGAUGUACUGAAAUAUGUAUUAUACAAUGUUUACAUACCAGUUGUACUUUGUUGCCUUCUUACAUUGGUGCCUGAGCAUUCUACUUUGAGCCCAAUAAAAGACAUGGCGUACCUCCAAGCAAUCGCAAUCUAUCUCCA